AUGUCCAGGUCACGGUCAGACAAACAGCUAAGGUCAGUGGCAGCUCGCUCACAAAGGGAGUUGGAGAGCCUAGCAGAGGAGGAGAGUGUGGAGACAGGUUCUGACGGCACGUCUUCUGCAAAAUCUGAGGAGAAAAGCAAUGGAUUGAAAGUAGUGAAAGGGACAGAUCAAGGGAAUCCAGGUAACCAGGAUUUUAAAUCUGGCACUGAAAUGGAUGCUAACGUCUUUCAGCCGUGUGACAAGAAAAGCUUCACAGCAGUUAAAAUGCCACCAGGUAUUUAAGAGUCUAUCCCACGAACGCAAGUGGAUAGGAGGAAAACGAGUCCAUAUUUUUCAAGUAAAUACAGUAAAGAAGCUCCCAGCCCACCUAGAAGGAAGGCCUUCAGAAAAUGGACUCCGCCACGUUCUCCUUUUAAUCUGGUCCAAGAAACGCUUUUCCAUGAUCCAUGGAAACUUCUCAUUGCAACGAUAUUUCUCAAUAAAACUUCAGGUAAAAUGGCAAUUCCUGUGCUCUGGGAGUUCUUUAAGAAGUAUCCUUCUCCUGAAAUAACCAGGACGGCAGACUGGAAAGAAAUGUCAGAACUGCUCAAACCUCUCGGCCUUUACGAACUCAGAGCGAAAACGAUCAUCAAGUUCUCAGAUGAGUACCUGAACAAGCGGUGGAAGUACCCUAUUGAGCUGCACGGGAUUGGGAAGUAUGGGAACGACUCCUACAGGAUCUUCUGUGUCAACGAAUGGAAGGAGGUGCAGCCACAGGACCACAAGUUAAAUGUGUACCACACGUGGCUCUGGGAGAACCGGGAGAGGCUGAGCAUAGACUGAGAAAAGCCG
Charadrius vociferus (killdeer) is the source of this 831-nucleotide messenger RNA. RefSeq names its product methyl-CpG binding domain protein 4 (gene MBD4). Gene Ontology annotation, molecular function: catalytic activity; DNA binding. The transcript is spliced from 6 exons. The record is from RefSeq and is a predicted model, not a curated record. Gene Ontology annotation, biological process: base-excision repair. NCBI's taxonomy places the organism in Eukaryota, Metazoa, Chordata, Aves, Charadriiformes, Charadriidae. Gene Ontology annotation, cellular component: nucleus.